CAGACCUCAGAGGACCAGACCAGGUUCCCACAUCGCAGAAACCAACCCAACAAACAGCAGGAGAGAAGAACGAACAGCAGAGACUGAAACCCAACAAAUACUUCACAUCCACCUCCUGAGCUGAGCCGACGGUGUUCCAGGUGUGUGUGGCGACAUAGCAGCAUGGCAGUGGGUCUGCAGGUCGUGGGUCUGGUUCUGGGGGUGGUGUCCUGGUGUCUGCAGUCCAGCUGUACGUCCUCUCAGGUGUGGAAGGUGAGGAGUCAGGUGGAGUCGCUCACCAGCAGCCAGUGGCAGUUUGAAGGUCUUUGGAUGAGCUGUGCUGCCACCUCGCUGGGGUCACUCCAGUGCAGCAGGUUCAAGACGGUGCUGGGACUGCCAGCUCACCUGCAGGCCUGCAGGGCUCUGAUGAUCCUGUCCAUGCUGGUCAGUCUGGCCUCCAUCAUUGUCUCUGUGCUGGGACUUAAGUGCAUCAAGAUCGGCAGAACCUCGGAGCCCACGAAAGACCAGAUCGCCCUGAGCGGAGGAAUCAUGUUCAUUCUGUCUGGUGUCUUCACUCUGACAGCUGUGUCCUGGUAUGCUGCUAGAGUCAUUAACGACUUCUAUGACCCGCUCUAUGGAGGAGUCAGGUUCGAGCUGGGUACUGGUCUGUAUCUGGGCUGGGCGGCCUCCUGUCUGGCCGUACUGGGAGGAUCUAUGCUCUGCUGCUCCUGCAGGAAGACCUCCCUCGUUCCCCCCGCUGGGCAGUUUUCAUACAACUACUCCACAACAAGUCGAGGACACAGCAUCUACAGAGCAGCUCCGGCCUCAGACAGCGGCAGCACCAAAGCUUACGUCUGAACCUCCCAAGCACUGCUGCUUCCUGUCUGAUCUACUGUCUCAGCACAGACUCAGAAACAUCACAGUCUCAUUCAGGAUCAUGUUGACUUUAAAGAAUCUUCGAAUUUUGGGGCAAAACCUUUUUUUUAUAAACACAAAAUUAAACCGAACCAAUUAAACCAAUGUAUUUUCUACUAAAGAAAUUUUAUUGUGAAGGGCACGGAUCAUUUGAUUUUUGCCUAUUCCUUUGUAUUAUUGAUUGAUUGAUUGUCUACUUAAAAACGUGUAAUUACAUGAGGAUGAGCCAUGUGUUAAGUGUUAGAUUUGGACAUGUUGUAAAUAAAAUGUUUCCUGAAUCUG
Messenger RNA from Seriola dumerili (greater amberjack), 1176 nucleotides. RefSeq names its product claudin-1-like. Bases 163 to 837 code for a protein of 224 amino acids. Gene Ontology annotation, cellular component: bicellular tight junction; plasma membrane. Gene Ontology annotation, biological process: cell adhesion; bicellular tight junction assembly. The transcript is spliced from 6 exons. Lineage: Eukaryota; Metazoa; Chordata; Actinopteri; Carangiformes; Carangidae. The record is from RefSeq and is a predicted model, not a curated record. Gene Ontology annotation, molecular function: structural molecule activity.